This is a messenger RNA of Rhinopithecus roxellana (golden snub-nosed monkey), 2722 nucleotides long. It is a transcript of the gene CLIC2, whose product is annotated as chloride intracellular channel 2. The transcript is spliced from 5 exons. The coding region runs from base 244 to 861 and encodes 205 amino acids. NCBI's taxonomy places the organism in Eukaryota, Metazoa, Chordata, Mammalia, Primates, Cercopithecidae. Gene Ontology annotation, molecular function: chloride channel activity. Gene Ontology annotation, biological process: chloride transmembrane transport; negative regulation of ryanodine-sensitive calcium-release channel activity. The record is from RefSeq and is a predicted model, not a curated record.
UGUUAGGUCAGGAGGAAGAAGGAAAACGAAUUCAAGAGCUGCACUUAAGCAUCUAGAAUUUUCUGCGUCACACCUCUUGAGAGAAGAGACUGGCUCCAGGUCUGACUCAGUCCACUAUAAACUAGACUCUCUUCUUAAAGCACCAACAUUACUUGAGUCUUUGGAUAAAAUUGAGAAAAGAGUCUACAAGUAUUGUGGACUCUACGGGAGGCAGGAGGCUGACAACUGGCAGUAAAGACAAAGAUGUCAGGCCUGAGGCCCAGCACUCAAGUGGACCCUGAGAUUGAGCUUUUUGUAAAGGCUGGAAGUGAUGGAGAGAGUAUUGGAAACUGUCCCUUUUGCCAACGCCUUUUCAUGAUCCUCUGGCUUAAAGGAGUUAAAUUUAAUGUGACAACGGUUGACAUGACCAGGUACCCUCACCUGAGUCCCAAGUACAAGGAGUCUUUUGAUGUGGGCUGUAACCUCUUUGCCAAAUUUUCUGCAUACAUUAAGAAUACGCAAAAGGAGGCAAAUAAGAAUUUUGAAAAAUCUCUGCUCAAAGAAUUCAAGCGUCUGGAUGACUACUUAAACACCCCACUUUUGGAUGAAAUUGAUCCAGACAGUGCUGAGGAACCCACAGUUUCCAGAAGACUAUUCUUGGAUGGGGAUCAGCUAACACUGGCUGAUUGUAGCUUGUUACCCAAGCUGAAUAUUAUUAAAGUUGCUGCCAAGAAAUAUCGUGACUUUGACAUUCCAGCAGAAUUCUCAGGAGUCUGGCGUUAUCUCCACAAUGCCUAUGCCCGUGAAGAAUUUACCCACACGUGUCCUGAAGACAAAGAAAUUGAAAAUACUUAUGCAAAUGUAGCUAAACAGAAGAGUUAGGACAGCUCUUACAGGAGAAAAGGCUGUAUUUGUGAUCAGAUUUUACUUAAUGACAUAUUAGAAAAGUUUUUGCAAAUAAGAAUAUGAAAAAUACUGUUUCUUCUGUCCAACUCUCUUAUGAAAAGGAACUCUGCAUUUUCUGUUAGCCAUAAACAAUCUGUCCACUGUAUUUUACAGGUCUUCACACUUUUACUUAAUUUUCUUUAUUUGUAUGGCAAACCACUGCAAUCCUGAAUGACAUGGAAAGCAUCACGAUCUUUUGCCCUUUGCUUGAAUUCCUGGAAUGCAUACAUAUAAGCUAAACAGAUGGCUGCAGUUAUAAAUGUCAUAAGUAGAGGUACAAUCUCACCCUGCUCCUUAGAAACAUUUCCAUAUAAAUUGCUAAAAUAAUUCCACAUUUUUGUUAGUUUAAUAUAUACAUGAGUUUAUUUCUGAUACAAAUAACAAAUUCAGAGAGUGAGCAUAUCAGAGAGGCAGAUUCUAAAAGAAUGAUUUUUAAAAUCAGCUCCAGGAAGAGAUCAAGAUCAAUUGGUCGUAGAACAGCAUUUGACGCCUGGAACUAUGACCAUCUUAUGGCCAGAGAUGAGAAUGUAGCCUUUGUGACCAGAUUAUAUUAUUUUUAAAUGAAGAAGCACUCAUUAAAUAAAACGUAAUUUUAAAACACCAGAAAUGAAGUCAACUGAAUCUUUUAUUCAUAGAAAUGAAAAGGAAAAUAAGAAAUGUGGCUGACCAAAAGGUCUUGUUGUUGUCCAUAAAAGGAUAAGGUAAACAGUCCUUGGAUAAUUAUAAAACUUUCUACAAAAGUUAAAAUGUUACAUUACUAUACAUAUUCAGAUUCACUUGUUAAAGUACCCUUAAAUCUGGAAACAAAAGCUGAACUUAACUCUUGCUCCCUCAAAGGAGAAACACAAGCAUAAGUGCAGCAUUUAAAAAGGAAAAUAUGGGGUUAUAUUUAGUUUUUGGUUGAUAACCUUUGAGAUACAUCCUCUCAUCAGCAUAUUUCAGAAUACAUGCAAUACACUAGCAAGUUACAAUUGAUAGAAUACAUUUGAAAUAAGCCAGGCACAGAAAGAUAAACACCACAUGAUCUCACUCAUAUGUGGAAUUUUAAAAAGUUGAUGUCACACAAGUAGAGGGUAGAAUCAUGGUUACCGGGGGCUGGGCAGAGAAAGAAGGCAGAGGCACUGAAAGAUGUUGGUAAGUGCCCAUUAUACAUUUAAAAAUAAAUUUUAAAAACCUUCAGUUAAACAACUCUUGAUUUAAAGGAAAAAUAUAAACCAAAACUACAGUACCUCUAAAACAAAUAAUGAUGAUGUAAACACUUCAUAUCAGAAUCCAUGGGAUAAAUAUAAAGCAGUGAUCAGAGGAAAUUUUAUAACACGAAACACUGCUAUUAGUAAAAAUAAAAGAUUGAAAAUAAAUUGAUUAAAUAUUGAGCUAACAAAAAUUUUUUAAAUGUGCACAACAAUGUGAAUAUACUUAACACUUCUCAACUCUCUGCUUCAAAAUAGUUAAGAUUAUGAGUUUUAAGCUAUGUGUUUUUAACACAACUUAAAAAAAAUGUCCAAAGGGAUGGUGGUAGAGCACCAGCAAAAAAACAAAAAGAAACUUAUAAUAAGUACAACAAAUUAAGUAAAAAAAGUAUCAAUCCCCAGAGAGUUUCACAGGGAAAUUCUACCAAACAACAAAUUAAGUAAAAGAACACAAGAAAUUAACAAAAAAAGUAAGAAUUAACAAGAGAAUCGAAAUAGCAUACACCUAGUUAAUGAAUCAAAAUAUAGUCUCAAAGUAACUUUGUGAAACAGUGUUUCUUCUGGAAAAUAUAAAACAAAACAAAAUAUAAAGAAACUAUACAUAAACA